Molecule: messenger RNA, 532 nt
Organism: Plectropomus leopardus (leopard coralgrouper)
Lineage: Eukaryota; Metazoa; Chordata; Actinopteri; Perciformes; Serranidae
Gene: atp5if1b
Product: ATP synthase inhibitory factor subunit 1b
Biological process (GO): negative regulation of ATP-dependent activity
Cellular component (GO): mitochondrion
Molecular function (GO): ATPase inhibitor activity
Source: RefSeq, a predicted model, not a curated record
UCCUGUCACUGUCAGUGUUGUUUCCUCAUGUGAGAGUCGACCAUGGCGAGGUUUUUGAGGCCUAACAUCAGGAGUUUUGUCACCUCACAGCUGAGAAUGUCAUCCGACCAGCUGGGUGAGCUGGGUAAAGGUGCAGGAAAAGGUGGAGGUGGUGGAGGGUCCAUCAGGGAGGCAGGCGGAGCCAUGGGGAAGAAGCAAGCAGCUGAGGAGGAGAUGUACUUCAAGCGAAAGGAGCAGGAGCAGCUGGCUGCGUUGAAGCAGCAUCACCAGGAGGAAAUCGACCAUCACAAAAAGGAGAUUGAACGUCUGCAGCGUGAGAUCGACCGUCACAAGGGAAAGAUCAGGAAGCUGAAGCACGAUGACUGAGUGACACCUUCCAAAAAAGAAAAGUUUCAGUUUUCUCACCGACCCAGCCUGAUACCUUCACUUAUUACUGAGAUUGCUGCAUGCACUGUGUCACCAGGCCAGUCAUGAACAUGUGGGUGAUUGUACUGUAAAUGCAUGAAAGUGAUUAAAGCCGUUCAUAAAAUUA